CUUCAAUUCCCAAUGCUGGGCAACCAUCCAAAAGUAUCAAUCCGUAUCCACCACCUAAUACCCGGUUUCUCAUACCAACCUGCCUCACCUACGAUACAAUUAACGUUAUUCUGGGCCCGUCAGGAACUCCAUCGACGAAGUAGUCGCUAGCCAUUACCCUGGAGUUUCGGGCCAGAAAUCUUCAAUUUUUUUUUUAAUCUUUUAUCUACAACACGCAAACGCGCUAAAUUGGACUGGCGAUACUGUCUAGCAUUGAUAACUCUAAAGCCCUGUCGACGGCGGAAAUCCGGUCCUGCCCACAUGAGAGUCGCCGGCACCGCUUUCGACGCGUCUAUAUCCUGCAUAUAGCACCCCGCACCCGAAAAUGCAUCUUCCACGGCCCCUGAUAUCGAAACUAUACCUGCACCUGCAAAAGACGCGCCACGCCCUCGCACCGCCCGUCCUGAUCCUCGUCGCCCUCGAGCCCGACGCACUCUGCGCCUGCCGCAUCCUCACCCGCCUCCUCAAGCAUGACUACAUCCCCCACAAGAUCCAGCCCGUGGCUGGCUACGCAGACCUUGAGCGCGUCGGUAGGGACCUCGUCGCCCCCAUGAUGGAAACCCGCGGCGGCUCCGGUGGUGUCGUGGUCUGCCUGGGUGUCGGCGGCACCGUAGAUUUGGGCGUCAUGCUGGGUCUCGAGCCCGAUGAAGAGGAUGCAGGCAGCAGUGGCGCUGAUUCCUACGGCGGCGUGGAGGUGUGGGUAAUCGACUCCCACAGGCCGUGGAAUCUGGGCAACGUAUUCGGAGGCCAUCCACUUGAGCCCGAAACUGCCGGCGGAUCAAGAGCUUUUUCUUCCAGGGCGCCCCCCGGUGUCUCCAAUGGUCGUAUAUCUCAUGCUUACAAGCCAUCCAAGGGGGGCAUUAUCGUCUUUGACGACGGGGAUAUCGAGGAGACUCUGGAGAAGGAGCGGGAAGCUUACAUGUCGUUGGUGGAUAUGCCGGAGGUUGAAGACAACGGGGAGGACCUGGAAGACAGCGACUCUGACAGUGGAUCCGAUAAUGAUGAUGAUGCAGCAGAAGAGACCCCCGUGCGGGCGGGCCAAAAGCGUAAAUCUCUUGACGACUUUGAUGAUGACGAAAGUGGAGACGACGACAGGCCAGCACAAAGACGAAGGAGCAACACAGGGAGCCCCAUUCCAGAAUCUCCACGGCGACCAGAGAGACGCGGGUUGAUAUCACUGCAAGACUCGGCCGUGUUCUCCUCAAGCGAUCCCAGUAACCCGCCCUCAGGUGCACAGCCUCCCAAAGCCCCCUCUGCUCGGAAAAUGCGCAGGCAAUUACUACGUCUACGUCGAGAAAAAGAGGGAACGCUGCGAAAAUACUAUCGUCUCGGCACGUCGUAUUCAGAACCUAUCUCUUCCAUGAUCUAUUCUUUGGCUUCUGAGCUUGGUCGAGAAGAUAACGACAUGCUGUGGCUUACCAUAGUUGGGGUCACGUCCAUGGAGCUAUAUGGGCGGUCGUCAGCCGGAGUGGCAGUUGCAGCCCGCAGCUCCGAUAACAGGCUAAAGUCUGGUUGGAUGGGGAUGCGCGGUGCUAGCAUACGACAGCUUCUGCGUGACGAGGUACGCCGCCUGAAUCCACCAGAGAUAUCUGGCAGCGGGCAAGGGAGGUCUACGGCAGAAGGCCAGGGCAUCAUUCCGACGACGGCAAGGAGUCCCGAAGAUACCAGUAUCCGUCUCUCACCCGAGCCCAAAUUCCUCCUCAUCCGACACUGGAGCCUGUACGACAGCAUGCUUCACUCCCCCUAUCUUUUCUCGCGGCUGAAGAUGUGGAGCGAGACGGGACUGAAGCGGCUGCAUAAGCUCUUUGCCAAGAUGGGCGUCAGCCUCGUUCAGUGCAGACAGAGCUACACACAUAUGGACAUGGUGCUAAAGCGAGAGCUCCGAGUCAAGCUGCUAAAGUACGCAUCGCUGUAUAACCUGGAUGAUAUGGUGCCCACGAUCGAUACGGACGGCAGGGACAGGGGUGGUGCCAAGGAUGGAUGGGGCUUUGUGCGCAGCUGGGGUUGGCGUGCUACACUUAGCGCACAAGAUGUCGGUGUCGUCAUAGGAGCCCUUCUUGAGGUUGGAAAGCAUGCGACCUCCUCGGAUGAUUCCGGUAGGGAUGGAGCAUCCCAGUUGGAAGAACCCGACGACAACCACCUGGAGAUGCUGAGCGAAGAGUGGAUCCCACGCUUCUGGGAGGCAUACGACGCGCUUGAGGAUAUCGAGGCGUUGAAGCAAGGGCUGCCCACUGCACAGUUUCUCCACCGUGCAAUCUUCAACACGGGCACCACAUUACUGAAGAAGAAGCAGAUCAGGCAUUUACGAGCGUUCCGCAUGUGCAUCGUCAAAGACGGACCAGACGUUGCCGUGUUUAACCAUCCCGGGGCGCUCACCAAGCUUGCACUGUGGAUCGGCGAGGCGCUGGCCGAGCAGGAGAAGGAGACCACAGGGCGUCUGAGCAACAAAGGUCGCGGAACCCCAUUAGUUGCAGCAUCACUCGACGAGAAGCGCGGCGUUUACGUUGUGGUGGGCACAGGUGGUGGAGGCGGCGCAGCGGACCUGCCGGCGGACAAGAAGAGGAAGGCCGAAGAGAAGAGGGCAAAGGCCAAGGCGCGAGAGGAAAGUCGUAAGGCCAAGGAGAGGAUACGCGAGGAGAAAAGGGCAGCCAAGAGGGCAGCGGGGGCUGAAGACGAGGAGGAGACAGAGUCUGAGGGUUCUGACGACGACGACGAUGAGGAUUCCAGCGAAGACGAAGAUGAUGGGCCCAAGGAGAGGGGUCACGGCCUGAACCGUUUCGGCAAUGCGUUCCAGGACGUCGUGGCGGAAACAAAUGCCAGGAUACGCAUCGACAGCUUCGAACACUGCGUUGUUGAAGUCAAGAAAGAAGAUCUUGGGGGAUUCCUGGAGAGCUUGAGCAUGAAGGCUGUGGUGGGAUGAUAUGCCAAUCCACCAGCCACUUUAAGAUUAAUAUGGGUAUUAUGACGGGGCAAGGGAUGCAAAACGGGGAUUUUUUGAGAGGGCAUUUUCAGCAGGCUUCUUGUUGUGUUUCACAGCUUUGGCGUUCUUGGAGUACAGUAGCAAGUACAUUCUUUUCCCGGUCUAAGUGUCCCAAGUUGGUAUAGCGCGAUAAUCGUGGUAACAUUUAGUAAAUACGAGCAUAUGAAUUUUGGAAUGAUUUUAACCUAUGGUAGAUAAGAAAUCAUAAGUAGUGAUAAUUGGCGACCAGAACAGUAGAGAGUGCAAAAAUAAAGCAUCGAUACCGAUACCCAUCGGUAGAGGCA
Pyricularia grisea is the source of this 3303-nucleotide messenger RNA. RefSeq lists its product as uncharacterized. Gene Ontology annotation, cellular component: DNA replication preinitiation complex. The record is from RefSeq and is a predicted model, not a curated record. The transcript has 3 exons. Gene Ontology annotation, biological process: mitotic DNA replication preinitiation complex assembly; double-strand break repair via break-induced replication; DNA replication initiation. Gene Ontology annotation, molecular function: chromatin binding; DNA replication origin binding; single-stranded DNA binding. Bases 365 to 2959 code for a protein of 864 amino acids. Lineage: Eukaryota; Fungi; Ascomycota; Sordariomycetes; Magnaporthales; Pyriculariaceae.